AUGGUGAAGGUUAGGAAUAAUUUGAAUGCUGUUCGGGUUCUUUACUCUGGUGAAGGGGCUCGGCUUGAGUCUAGGAGGGAGAUUGUUGAGGAAAUUGAGUUGGUUAAGGGGUAUUGGAGGAAGCGUUUGUCCUCUCGUGCUAUAAAUGUGGAUUUGCAGAAAACGUUUGAUUCCCUUCAUUGGGGGUUAGUGAUUAAUGUUCUGAAAGCUUAUAAUUUUACUGAGUUAUUUGUGGAGUGGAUUAGAGGGCAAGAGGGGAGUGAGGCAAGGGGAUCCACUGUCCCCUUAUCUCUUUGUUUUAGCGACGAGUGUGCUCUCAUUGAUGUUGGAUGCUGCUGUUGCGGGGAAGAGAUUACUAGGUUUAAGAUUGGUCUAUUGUCAGUUCGUUAUUUAGGAGUUCCCUUAGUGACGAGAAGGCUUACUGCUAAGGACUGUGCUCCUCUCAUUGGAAAGGCGGUUGACAGGGUUAAUAGUUGGGCUUCUAAGAUGCUUUUCUUUGUUGGGCGUCUUCAACUGAUUCAAAUUGUGCUCUAUAAUAUUCAAGCUUAUUCGGGUAGGCAUUUUGUGCUGCCUAAGGGGGUUGUUAAGAGGAGUGCUAAUGGGGCUCGGAUAAAUUGGGAUAAGAUUUGUAGGUUGAAGGAGGAGGGUGGGCUUGGUUUGAGGGAUUUGGGUGAGUGGAAUAGAGCUAGCAUUAUCCAGCAGAUUCGUGCUUUGGUUAUAAAGUCUGAUACUUUGUGGGUACGGUGGGCGGAUGCUUAUGUUCUUAAGGGUAGGUCGUUUAUGGAAUUUGUUCCUGUUUUGGGCUGCAGUUGGUUCUGGAAGAAGCUGGUGAAGCUAAGGAGUGUGGCCGCUCAAUUUAUUGAUCCGGGGUCGGGGGACUGGAUCGGUUCAGGGAAGGCCGAGGAGGCUUGGCAGCGUACUCGAUGCAAGAUCGAUUGCCUACGAAGAUGGGGUGUUGUGGAGAGUGCUGGAUGUUAUUUUUGUCUGAAUGGCGUGGAUGCUAGGGAUCAUAUAUUUUUUGCGUGUGAGCAUGGCAGGAGGAUUUGGGGGGAAAUUUUGAAGUUUUGUGGUCUGAACAGAGCUGUUUGGGAGUGGCGUCAGGAGUUGGUUUGGGCGUUGGCUAGGUGCAGAGGUAGGACUGCCUUUUCGAUUCUUUUUAGGCUUGCGUGGAGUGCGUACGUGUAUCGUGUUUGGAGGGAGAGGUGCUUUCGAGCUUUUGGUGGCAGGGCGAGGGGGAGUGAGGUCCUGGUGAGGGAAAUUCGUGAGGAUGUUUGUUUGCGACUUGCAGGCACUAGGCGAUGGGGAGUAUUAGUCCAAUGA
Hibiscus syriacus is the source of this 1320-nucleotide messenger RNA. RefSeq lists its product as uncharacterized. The transcript is spliced from 5 exons. NCBI's taxonomy places the organism in Eukaryota, Viridiplantae, Streptophyta, Magnoliopsida, Malvales, Malvaceae. The record is from RefSeq and is a predicted model, not a curated record. Bases 1 to 1320 code for a protein of 439 amino acids.